GGGCUAGCAAUAUUCGCUUGCUUUCGUGACACGGGCAGUCUACAAAGAAGAAGGCCAACCAUCAGCUGUGCGUGUUUUGCUCUACGUGUGCAUUUAAAAUUCAAACCACAAAGCAACCGGCGACAAACGGGCGAACGAGAUUUACAACAACAAGAAAAAAGGUCGAUUAUCAUAGCAAUCGCUGAGAAAAAGAAAAAGCCCUGUUGUCUGUUCUAGCGACAAAACCCCCUUCAGGGUCAGAAAUCAAUCGGCAGUGGAAUUGUUUGGAACGUACAGUUUGGAUAUCCGAAUCGGCCGAAGCGAAGAAACCAUCCCGUUUCAAAUUUGCAACUGUGCGUCGAACUGCUGUUACGUUCGUUUCCAGGUUUUCGAGUUAAGGAGCACCCGUUGUGUUAGUCCGUCGGACGAAGCGAGCAAGCAAGCAGGGAACAAAAACCCCCGCCAGCAACACAAAAAUGGCUUUCCGUGCUAUCACUUCACCGGUUGUACGCCGCUUCCUCGAAGCCAACAAUCUUAAGAUGCUGCAAAAGCGCGCCGCCUCAAUGGGCGAUUACUAUUCGAAUCCACGCGGCUUUACCAUUGCCGACAUGAAGAAGAAUCCCGCCGUCCUGCCCCUGGUGUUCAUUAUGACGACGGCCGUUGUCGGAUGCACAAGCUUCAUGCUUUACUGCAGCCAAACCCGCACGGACGUGAGCUUUGACAAGAAAACCUUCCAGUACGACACCAUGGACGUAAUGGAUCCGAAGCAGCGAAAGAUUCUCGUGUUCAAUCAAAAGUACCUCCCGAACCCGGAGCUGAAGGAUGCCCUUAGCUACCGCGAGGAGUACAACAAGGUGGCGAGCAAUUAAAAAGCAAAUGCAGCAAAUGCAGCAAAACCAGCCAGCAACAACGAACCCUGCGAAGCAUAUUGACGAACGUCGGACCGCGGAUAUGUCUGCACCAUCACCAAACAUGCGGCCACAUUUCCCCUUUCAUCUCACGGGACAGCAUGAAUAGUGUUGGGACAUGUGUGUGCGCGCAUAUGAAUAAAUCUAACCGAAGCUAGAGAUCCAUUGCCGGGCUCUACCGUCUCCUUAGCCCCCUGUUUGGCUUGGCGAUUGAUCUUCCGGCAUGUGUGUGUGUUUGUGAUGUUGUUGUUGAGUUGUGUAUGAAUGCCUGUAUGUUUGUAGCAAAUUAUAUAGAAACCCGCUUGAAAAAGCUUAAUCGUUUCCAGCCGGCAGCAGCAUCUGCGCGAAUGCUCGAUUUGCAUUUAGAACGUUUGUGCAGUUGUGCCUCCGUUGAAUGUGCUGGUGCACUCUCGUGGCUGCGCGCCCAUUUUCGCCAGUGUCUAUCAAUAUAUACCGCGCUGCAAGAGAAAUAAAUAAAUACUAAUCGAUGUUUCAACCCAUA
Messenger RNA from Anopheles merus, 1389 nucleotides. RefSeq lists its product as uncharacterized. The record is from RefSeq and is a predicted model, not a curated record. Bases 456 to 848 code for a protein of 130 amino acids. Lineage: Eukaryota; Metazoa; Arthropoda; Insecta; Diptera; Culicidae. The transcript is spliced from 6 exons.